UGGUUUGAGUCAUACAAGAUCCACGCUGCUGCUUUGAUUAUUGGAGAACUGUCUGAAAGUCCCAGUCACUGGAGUUCAGCCAAGUCACUGGACCAGUGGCUCAAAGAGCAAGGCAUUCCUGGAUUACAAGGUGUUGACACCCGCUGCUUGACCAAAAAGAUCCGAGAGAAGGGGACCAUGUUGGGGAAGCUGAUAGUGGACGGGACUCCUGAGGAAAGUAUUCCCUUCGAUAAUCCCGACAAGAGGAACCUGGUCCGAGAGGUCUCCAUGAAGGAGCCAAAAGUGUUCAAUCAUAGCGGCAGCUUUCGUAUCACAGUGGUGGACUGUGGCAUCAAGUACAACCCUCAGAGAGGAGCCCGUGUUACUGUCGUACCCUGGGACCACCCGCUGGACACCCCCGAUUUUGAUGGUUUGUUCGUCAGUAAUGGUCCCGGGGAUCCCCAGCUCUGUCAGGCCACCAUCAACAAC
Messenger RNA from Pundamilia nyererei, 468 nucleotides. RefSeq names its product CAD protein-like. The record is from RefSeq and is a predicted model, not a curated record. Lineage: Eukaryota; Metazoa; Chordata; Actinopteri; Cichliformes; Cichlidae.